ACAAAAAUACGACGACGACGCGAUGGAUUGCAAGCCGUAGCCGUUUUGCUUCUUUCCUGUAAAAUCUAUACCGGAUAGCUCCGGAAACCCUUUCCAGGGACAGGUGUAACGAAAAAGUUUAGUUUUAAAACUACCUAUAUGUGGUUUAAGUGAACAUCUUUGCUUUACCUACUCCGGAACGAAAUUGCCUGGACAGUGAAACAACUUGAUUAUUGCUGAAGGUGCAAUACUUGUAGCAUCGAGUUGUGUUUGAAUGGUUUGAAUUUUAAAUCUUUGACCAUUAACGAAACGCGAUGCGGAUAGCGGUGGAAGGAUGUGCCCACGGAGAGUUGGAACGGAUCUACGAUCUGAUCGAAGCGAUCCAGCGUCGGGAAAAUUAUCAAAUCGAUUUACUGAUCUGUUGCGGCGAUUUCCAGUCGACCAGGAACCUGGAGGAUCUCCAGUGUAUGGCAGUUCCGAAAAAGCAUCUGGAUAUGUGUUCCUUCUAUAAGUAUUACAGUGGCGAAAAAGUAGCACCUGUUUUAACAAUUUUUAUAGGAGGGAAUCACGAGGCAUCUAAUUACCUUCAGGAACUUCCGUAUGGUGGAUGGGUUGCGCCAAAUAUCUACUAUCUUGGUUAUGCCGGAGUAGUAAAUGUGAACGGUAUAAGAAUAGGCGGCGUUUCUGGAAUUUAUAAGGGACAUGAUUAUCUCAAAGGGAGAUUUGAAUUUAGUCCCUUCAAUGAGAAUACUAAACGAAGCGUUUAUCACAUUCGUCAGAUUGAUAUAUUCCGGUUGAAACAAUUGUCCCCGAAAGUAGACAUUCUGUUGUCUCAUGAUUGGCCAAGGGGUGUAACCAGUUAUGGCAACAAGAAUCAAUUACUUCGCUUUAAACCGGCUUUCAAAGAUGAUAUAGAGGGAAAUAAGCUAGGAAGCCCUCCAUGCGAGGAUCUCAUGAUGGUUCUCCAACCACCAUAUUGGUUUUCUGCCCACUUGCAUUGUAAAUUCUCUGCAUUGAUUCCUCACGAUGCCGGAAAUGUUACAAAGUUUUUAGCUUUGGACAAAUGCUUACCUAAGAGAAGGUUCCUGCAAGUCCUCGAUAUUGAAAGUCCAGACAAGGAUGCUGGUGAUAAAAUAGAGCUAAGCUAUGAUUUGGAGUGGCUUACAAUCCUCCACCUUACGAAUCACCUGAUAAGCGUGAAAGGUUCCAAUGGAUAUAUGCCAGGUGAAGGAGGCGACGAAAGGUUCAAUUUUAACCCUACAGAAGCAGAGAAGAAAAUGAUUUUCGAAAGCUUCAAAAACGAUCUUCGCAUCCCGCAAAACUUUUCCCGAAUAGCUGAACCGUAUAAUCCUAAAGCAGGCACGGAUUUUGAUUUUGUUGAGCAACCCAAGGCAUUCCUCAAUCCUCAAACAACCGAAUUUUGUGACAAGCUGAAAAUAGAUGAUCCAUUACGAUUGGCUAUGCUUAUGACCGGCCAUGAACUUAACUCGUCAACCUACGUGGAUCAAAUGCCGUCGCCCCAUUCUAUCAGUCCUGAUCGCAACGAAGACGAAUUGGAACUAAAUGACGAUAGCUCCUCCAGCGUUGAAGGUGAUCUGGAACCAACUCAGUAUAUCUCGCAAACAUCACUGGGAUCGACGUUAUCGCAAGCAAAAUGGCGUCAAGAUUCUAACUCGGAACUGUCUACUUUGGACGAUUCAUCUCUCUCGACGUCAAAUCGUAGUUUGAUGAGUCUCCCAACUCCACAAAAGCAGCUGCAGGACUCCGGCAGCAUAUCGGACAACUUCGCUAUCGAUGAGCUCAACUUGUCUAGUCCGAAAGUUCAGGCCGGCAACACGGGGGAAGAGGGCAUCGCUCGGCUACCGUCAGAGGAAGAAAGCACCAAUAAACCUUGUGAAGAGGAUAAUCCCCCAGCGAUCAAGAAGUUUAAGCGGAGAAACCAAGCUAUCUACGCAAAAGAUGAUAGUGAUUGAACUAAAUCAGGUGAUUUUGUUAGAUUAAUUAUCGAAUUUUCAAAUGUACAUUGAUCAACAUCUAUUGCGCUAGACGAAGGAAGUUUGAAACUACCUGGGUGAGUAUGUUUUAGUUUCUUUUCGUUCUCCGAUUAUGUUUCUUUUUUUUUCAUUUCAAAUAGAGCAAAUGCAAUACAUACCUUAUUAUUUUUCGCUGGAACUUGUGUCGUUAAUGAAUUUCAUUAUGGACUAGCAUUAAGAAAGUGAAAUAAAACAAGACAACCAUUUAA
Molecule: messenger RNA, 2221 nt
Organism: Uranotaenia lowii
Lineage: Eukaryota; Metazoa; Arthropoda; Insecta; Diptera; Culicidae
Gene: ldbr
Product: lariat debranching enzyme
Exons: 2
Coding region: 294-1952 (552 amino acids)
Biological process (GO): mRNA splicing, via spliceosome
Cellular component (GO): nucleus
Molecular function (GO): RNA lariat debranching enzyme activity
Source: RefSeq, a predicted model, not a curated record